This is a messenger RNA of Manduca sexta (tobacco hornworm), 4355 nucleotides long. Its product is annotated as golgin subfamily A member 4. Gene Ontology annotation, biological process: Golgi vesicle transport. The record is from RefSeq and is a predicted model, not a curated record. Gene Ontology annotation, cellular component: Golgi apparatus. Lineage: Eukaryota; Metazoa; Arthropoda; Insecta; Lepidoptera; Sphingidae. Gene Ontology annotation, molecular function: small GTPase binding.
CAUCACUAUUUAUCAGUUAUGUGUCAAUCCUCAAAGUGUCAUCAAGUACCUAGUCAAGAAGUACUUGGCAGAACAAUUUUUAUUGAUAUAAUACGUGAGAAAGUGAAAGAUUCUGUAUUUUAAGAAGUGCUUAUAUAUCAAUUAUUAAUCACUAUCAUUAUUUGUCAUCAUUGAAUUCACUCAUCAAACUUUUCCACUAAAAUCUUAAAGUAAUAGCCACUAACUGACCCAAUAAGGGCAAUCAUAAUUAUUUUCACAUAAAUUUACGAAUUGUGCCAUCAAGUCUACUUAUUAACUCCACUGCCAGUAAUACUGUAAUCAUACAUCUGACGUUCCAAACUCUGUGAUGGUGUGAAAAAUAUAUCUAGUGUCAAAAUGUUCAAAAAGUUAAAAGAUAAGUUGGCAGAGGAAGUGAAAUCUUCUCCUCAAAGAAUACAACAAUUUGCGCAGGCAGCACAGGCUGCAGUAACUUCAGCAUCCAGCAGUAUAUCUGAUAUUACUAAUAGUGAUUUAUUCUCCAUAGCAGAUAAUGAUGGUCAACAACCCCGAUCAACCAGAUUGCAGCCUUCACCAAGCGGUCGUCAAAACACAUUCCAUGAUGUGGCACUGGCACAACCUGUGGCUGAGUCGCUAGAUUAUGCCUCAGGGCAAGAAAUACUUGAUAACCAAAGACAUAGAAGAUUGUCAAAUAGUUCACUUGCUAGCGACAUAUCCUUCCGACUACCUAGCUAUGAGUCACCAUCAAUGUAUCACUUACAGUCUGACAUGGAAGUUACUGCAAGUGAGGCAGAAGAGAGCGGAUUUGCGAGUGGCGCGGUUAGUCUUGAUAGAGUUACGAAGGAGCAACUAUACGCUGCCUACAGGCGAACGCAAGAAAGAUACAAAAAGUACAGGACCCAAUAUGGAGACCUUGCGCGACAUUAUAAACUUUUAGAAAGAGAAAAUGCGAAGGCCAGGAGCGUCCUUGUAGAGACACAAGAUAAAGCAUUAAGAAGAAUAUCGGAAUUAAAAGAACAAUGUUCGCUGGAGCAGAGUGCUAAGGCACAUUUAGAAAAGGCGCUACGUGUUGAAAUCGAAGAGAAAAUUAUGAAAAUCGAUGCAUUGAACACGAAAGUUAAAAUUUUACAAAAUAACAUUGAUAUAAGUGAUGAUACAAGUAAAACUGAUAAGCUAAACAAGGAGGCAGCACAAAAAGAUAAUGAUGUGCAAUUAAUUAAUCUGUCCAUUGAUAAUGAAUCCAAAGCGUCAAGUGAUGAAUCAUCUACAACUGAGAUUACCAACUUAAACAACAAAAUGGAAAAAUUGGAACAAUUAUUAAACAAAUACAAAGAAUCCCUUAAGAACAGCAAAGAAAAAAAUUCACAACUUGCGGCUGAAUUACAAAUACUGUCCAACGAACUUGAAAAUAAAAAUAAAGAAGUCGAACAGUUUCAGACGACAUCCAAACAGUUGGAAGAAGCAAUUCAAAAGAUACAAGAUUUAAGCAACGAAAACGAAGAUCUUCAGAACAAAAUCAACACUUAUGAUUUUGCUAAAACCAAAGAAACGUCCACCUUAGAAAUGGACUUACAAAGAGCUAAAGAAGAAAUAGCACAAUUGCAAAGUAAAAUAGAAGUGUUCGGCAAAAGAGAAGAGGAAUAUGCUAUAUCACUAGCAGAAAAUAAGUUGAGCAUACACAAGGAAUUAGAGAACAAGGAAGCUGAAAUUAAAUCCCUUAAGGAUAAUUUAUCUUCUACUCAAAAAGAAAUACAGUCAUUAAAUAUUGUAAUUAAUGAUUAUAAGAUCAAUCUGUUAUCAUUAGAAGAAGAACGAUCAAAACUCCUGAAUGAAAACAAUGAAUAUAAUACAACUAAAUCAAAAAUAAUUGAUUUAGAAUCACAAUUGCAGGAACUUAACAAAAAAUACCAAUUACAAGAACAAAUAAAAACUAAAGCAGAUGAGGAAUACAAAUGUCUUCAACUUCAACUGAAACAAGAAACCGCAGAAAAGUUGGCGAUGAUUGACAGAAAUGGUUACUUAGAAAAUAAAAAUAAGCAUCUAAGUGAAGAAAACGCGAAAAAAAGUUCGCAAAUAAGCUCCUUAGAAAAUGAACUGCAGUUACUUAAAAACACUAAUCACAACGUUAAUAUAGACGAUAUUGAAAUUAAGAAGCAAGAGAUGACCGAAGAAUUAGAAAUAUGGAAAUCCAAAUGUAAACAACUUGAAUCAGAAAUUCAAGAAGAAAGAGAAGAACUAAUAAAAUUGCAAUCAGAAAUCGAAAAGCUUCUUGCCAACGAUGAAUUUAUUCAGAACCAAAAUAUUGAAUUGCGUGAAACACUUUCUAAUUUAAAAAUAGCAAAUGCUGCAUUACAGGAUCAAGUUACUGUUAAUGAUAGAUUAAAAAUAAGUUUAAAAAUGUUGCCUCAAUACAUGUUUUUGGAUAUUGAAAAAGAUAUCAAAGAUAUUCUAAUUAAUAAUACGUUACAACAAGAGUUACAGAAUGAGUCUGAACACAACUCACGGAACACUAAAACGAUCGCCUCAUUACAAGACGAAAUUAACAAAUUAAAAGAUGACAUUUUAAAAAUUGAUUUGGAAAAAGAUUCUGUUAAUGAAAGUAAAAAGAAUGUUGAUAAACUUUACGAAGCCGCUUUAAAUGACAUUGAAUUAUUAAAAUAUGAACAAAAAGACUUGGUUUCUAAAAUUCAAGAAAAUGCAAAUAAAUCCAAAAUCCUUGAAUUUGCUUUAGAUGAAGAAAAAGCACAUGCCUUAUCUGUAAUUGAAAAUAUUACUGUGCUAAAUAAUGAAAAGAAGAACUUGGAAGAAAAACUUAACACAAUUGAGAGUAAAAACAAAUGUUUCACUGAAGAAAUAGAAAACUUGAAAAAGGAAUUGGAUGCCAAUUUUGAUAAAUUAGUGAUUAUAACAAAAGAAAAUAAGGAGCUUAAGGAAAAAUCAAUAAUUGCUGAGGAUAAAAAUAAACAUUACUCUGAAGAAAUAGAAAAGGAAAACGAUCUAGAUGAUAGUAUUGAGAAAUAUACCACUAUAGCAAAAGAAAAUAAGAAGCUUAAAGAAAAAUCUGAAGAACUAGACCGUACAAUAUUACAUGUUGAUAAACUACAGGAUAAUAUUAAAUCUUUGUCUGAAGAAAACAAUUCAUUAAAAAAACAAAUAGAAAAGAUUGCUGCCAAUAUAAAAGAUCAAGAGGCAGAAAUUAUUGAAUUAAGAAAAUCUCAUGGAGACAUUGAAAAUGAAAAAGAUCGCCUUAGUGCUAUUAUAGAAAAACUAGAAUCUACAGAAAACAGAAAAUCUUUCGUCGACGCAUGUGUACAACAUACUCAACCUAAAGAAAUUAUCGAUACAAAUGAGACAAAUCAAAGAAUGGUUUCCUCAUUAUUAUCACAAGAUAACAAUGGAGAAAACGAAAAUGAGAUAAACGAUAAUAUUACACCUGAAAUAUACAUAACAUUAAAAAAUAAGUAUGAUGAAUUAAGAGACGAAAACAGACGACUUCAAUCGGAUGUUGAAGGACUUCAAAAAUAUUUGACAAAAAUAUCAAAGGAGAAUAGUGUCUUAAACGAUAAACUAAGAGAGUUUAUUGCUAGUAGUGAAUACUCAACAGAAAAUGAUAUUUCAAAUGAUAUCGCAAAUCUAAGAAAUGAAGUCCAAACAAGCAGAGACAAAAUUGACAAUUUGCUGCGUGAAAAUAGUCUCUUAAUAGAAGAAAAUUAUGAACUAAAAGAUCAGUUACAAUCCCAAAACUAUUCUAGUGCGACUGAAACUAAAACUAUUAAUAACAAUGACAAUGAUCUGGAGUUAUCUAAUAUUAAAGAAAAGUACAAGAAUUUAGUUCAGACUAAUACUAAGGCUGAACAAAAAUUGUUAGAAUCAGAACAGUUAAACAGAUCAUUAACUUCAAACAUGCAACAAACACAAGACAAAUAUGAAAAAUUAAAAAUGAUUAAUGAAAAGUUAGAAAGAAAAUUAGAUGAAGCUUUAGUAAGUUUAAGGCACUUGCAUUCCUUGCAAGAAAAUACAGAGUUGGAAUAUUUAAGAAAUAUUCUUUAUGAAUAUCUUACUGGUUCUGGGAUGCAUUCCAUUACAUUAGCUAAAGUGUUAUCAGCAAUAGUUAAAUUUGAUGACUCACAAACUCAACUUGUGCUUCAAAAAGAAAAGGAACGCCAAGGCUUUUUGCGGCAGCUGGGUUUGAUAUGAUAUAGAUUAUUACAAGAACAUAAUAAUCUAAUCACCUUGUGACGUAGGCAUAUUUAGCGAAGCAAUUUAUUAUUGUAAAUUUGGAAGAUUUAAUUAUUUUAUUUGUAAAUUGUUGUGUAUAAAUUAUGUUUAUAAUAUACUUUAAUUCAUAUUCUUCACUA